GUGCGCACAGGUGUGGACCAACCAGCGGCACCGUACCACCAUCCCAACCAAUCAGCGCCGGCGUAACAGCGGCGCGGCGACCAUUCGGAGAAAGGCUGCGGGCCCGGCGCGGCGGCUGCGGGGACGCCGGACGGCCGGCGACGGGCGGCCGGCAGUUGAGGCCCGCUUUUGUCGAGGUUCGCGGCGGCAGGUGUUCGCCAGUGACUGGAGGGGACUGUGCGUGUCCGUGGCGUUUCGUGGCGCCUGCAGUGCGGCGACCAUGAGUGGCAGACGGGAUGUCGCCGGCCUCUCGCUACGACAGCUGUAACGGGCCCAGACAGAGCCCGGAGCGAGCACCAGCCGGCGAGGCCCCGAGCGUGAGCCUGACCAGGUCUGAGUCUGCCACCGACCCAGCACGGCUCACCACCGACCACCGUGCAGAUAAGGCGCGCGCCGCUUCCUUCAGCGCCGACCGCCGCCGAGCGAGCCAAUGCCCGACAGUGGUGGUCGUGCUGCGACAGCGUCCGCACCGACUCACCGCCGCGCCUCGUCAGAGCCCGCCCGGCGUGACCUGGCGUGACCUGGAGUGACCAGAGUGAACGGACUGACCCGGUGUGACCUUACCUGAACUUACGUGACCUGGCACUACUUGGCUCAGCUCUAUUAACGGAUUCAACAAUAAAACAGUGAUAUCCUCCGCAGUUUUGUCAAAACAAGUUGCCAACUGCACACACUUGCGCGAAAGAACAUCGCCACCUGAACUCCAUAACUCAGUACCCCAUCGAGCCGGAGCGUCGCGCCGCACGUGCUGAAGACUAUGACGACCCACGCGCUGGUGGCGCGGGUGGCAAAGCUGUGGAAGAAGCGCACCAUCACCAUCACCGAGGAGGAUCCCACGUUCAAGACCGUCUACCUGGGCAACACCGUCACCCAGUGGGCCAAAGGCGCCGGCAGCGUGGAUAAGCCGCUGGCCACGCUCUGGAGAAACUACUGCCAGUCGACCAAACCGGACAUCGAGAUGCGCGUGACGGUGGCCGUCUCUGGCCUCAAGGCCACCACUCGGGAGCACGGCCUCACCGAGUACUGGAGCCACCGCAUCACCUACGCGUUCGCACAUCCCAGCUACCCGAAGGUAUUCUGCUGGGUGUACCGUCACGAGGGGCGCAAGAUGAAGCCGGAGCUGCGCUGUCACGCGGUGCUCUGCUCCUCCGAGACCAAGGCGCGCCUGAUGCAGCGUCUGCUGACCGAGCGGCUGCACCAGGCGCUGGUCGAGUUCAGGAAGGAGAAGCAGCUGCGACAGAACGCGCGGCUCUCCGUGGUCAGCGUGCUGUACCCGGCCGCCCCGCGGCGAAAGGUGGUGCUCACCAACGGUGGCGCCAACUACCGGCCGCCGCUCGAGCGCAGCAAGAGCGCGCCCAAGCUGGGAAGUAUCGAGGAGGACCGGCUGGGCGAGGAGGCGGCGGACGCGGCGGCGGCGCGCGAGGCGGCCGCCCGCCGACCGCCGCCGGUCCCCUCCCUCGCCGAGAUCGCCGAGGAGGAGGAGGAGGAGAGGACACCCACAGCUCCCCGCUCCCCCAGACCCCGCGCCUUCAGCGAGCCGGUCGAGCCGCCGCCGGCCGUGUGCCGCCACCCGGCCGACCCGACCGCCACCCACGACCCGGCCGACGACUCGGACGCCGCCAGCGAGCACAGUGCCGCCAGUGUGCCCAGCGACCCGACCGGCGACAGCGACUGCGAGACCCUGGUGCUGGCCACCACGCCCGAGCAGUGCCGCGUGUACAGGAUCGCCGGCUCCGGCCGCUCGCCGCCGGACGCGGAGGACGCCUGUCACCGGCUGCAGGGCGUCGUCGACUUCGGCGCCCACUGGAACUCGACCGGCUGGGUGCGUGUGCCCGACGAGGACACUGCCAGUGAUGAGAGCGGCUACUCAGAGGAGCCGCUCAAGGCCGAGUGACCGCGCACCGCGAGGCAGAGGACAGAUCUAGUCAGGGCGCGCGGCGCAGAGUCGGCGGCGGGUCGCAGGCUCUCUGUGUAAUGUGCUCACUGGCUGGAGGGUUCCACCGCUGCGGGACGCCGCGGCAGGUCGCCCGGUGCGCCCGGCCGUCUCUGAUAUACUCACUGACAUGUGUUGCAUAUUUAUUGUUGGUGUUUGGCUGCGCGCGUGUCGCUGUUUGCCCCUCGUGUCUAUGUGCCAAACGGCGAGCGGGGUCGGCUCGAUCCUCCCGGUCGGCGGGGCGCCGGCCGCUGCCCAGCGGGCCCCCUCCGGGCGCUGUGUGCCGCUCCACUGCGGUGUCUCUGUUCUGUUUGUCGUUGUUACGGCUGGCCUGGCCUGGUGGGGACCCAAUCUGUUCCGCCCCGGCCGGCGAGCGGUCGAGACACAACCCCGCCCCGAGACCGGGCGAUAUAUCCUGUCUGUGCUACUGUCUACUGAUGGAAUGUGAUACGUGAUCGCGUAUGGUGUAGUACAAGUCCGUAACACAUGUAUUAAAUAUCAUUAAUAGUGAAUAAAUUGUAUCAAAGCU
Molecule: messenger RNA, 2501 nt
Organism: Amphibalanus amphitrite
Lineage: Eukaryota; Metazoa; Arthropoda; Thecostraca; Balanomorpha; Balanidae
Product: protein FAM43A-like
Exons: 4
Coding region: 797-1933 (378 amino acids)
Source: RefSeq, a predicted model, not a curated record